Ixodes scapularis (black-legged tick) is the source of this 4817-nucleotide messenger RNA. RefSeq lists its product as uncharacterized. The record is from RefSeq and is a predicted model, not a curated record. Lineage: Eukaryota; Metazoa; Arthropoda; Arachnida; Ixodida; Ixodidae. Gene Ontology annotation, molecular function: catalytic activity; zinc ion binding; nucleic acid binding.
AUGGAUACAAGGACCCAAGAAACUCCAGGUACCAGUCGAGUGAUCGGCUAUAACCCAGACGAGGUGGCGCAUGAAUUUAUCAACCCGGCGCAGCGGCCACUCCGGGAUGAUGGAAUCAAGGAUGCCACCUUGGGGGACCAGGAGGACAGAGGACCCGGCAACGGCUGGGUGCAAGUACUGAUGCAGAAGAAAAAGAGCAAGAGGGAGACACAAGGCCUCGAGAAACAGUUUCGAGAUGAAGCCGGGGGAACAACGGCGGAGAAUUUCAACUCGAGGAAAACUCUGAGCUUGCCCAGUCUCAGAGUUUACAAGCACAAGGUCAUUAUCAAACCUCAUCGGGUAGCGGUGGACCUGAAGCGGUACAGGAGCCUGAUCGGGGAAGCGGUCCAGAGCUCCCUGCCGAGAGGAUUGGACGAGAAGACGGUCGUAAGGCUGCUGGAAGCACAGAAUACAAUCAUGGUUUGUACGGACGAAUGGAGCGAAGCGGAAGCCGUCGCAGGUAUCAAGAAACUGAAUUUUCCUGUCGGCGUGCUAGAUGUCGAAGCGUAUCAUGUCUCCCCGAGCGAAGAUGCGUGCCGCGGCGUCAUACACGGUGUCCGGCCUGACCUGACUAACGAACAGAUUCGACAGAAAACCAGAGCUGUGGGAUACGAAGUUCUAGAAGCAAGGAGGCUAGGGAAGUCACAGUCUGCGGUAAUCGUAUUUGCGGGGAAGAAGGUACCGUUCACGGUGAGCUUCAAUUGGCUUGAGACUCCCUGCUUUAUCUAUAAGAAGACUAGGGCGGCUUGUCUGAACUGUGGUGAAAUGGGCCAUCGGACCGACGUAUGCAGCAAGCCGGAGGGAUUUGCGUGCUCGGCGUGCAGGGCCACUGAGGUCGGCAAUCGCAAGAAGUGGCCGGAACUCCCAAGGGUCGGGGAUCAGGAGUCGAGGAGCACGUCCCAGCCCAAAGGUGGAGGGGCGAGCAGCAACGGAGUGAUACAAGACCUGCGGAGGGACGUGACCCACUGCAAAAAGACCAUAGAGGAACUUUGGAACAAAAGAGAAAGAACCGGGGGAGUCUCGGCAGAGCAAGUACAAGCGAUCGUGGAGACGACCGUUCAGCGGGCGAUCCAGGGACUUCAAGAAUUCUUCACCAGCCAACUGAUGCAGCUGACAUGCAGGGUCACCGAGCUGGAGAAAUUAGGAAAGACUCUUGAGCAAAACCAAGAGAGCCUCUUCAGGCAAAUCAUGCGCAAGUCAGCGAAGCCAGGUUUGAAAGUGUGGCAGUGGAACUGCAGGGGGAUGGGUCGGAAACAGGCGAGCCUUAGCCUGAGGGUGUCGCUUGAACCCAAUCCCCCGGCGGUGAUACUGCUGCAGGAGCCGGGCAAGAAACCAGUGAAGAUCAAAGACUAAAUUGAGGGCGACCAAUACGUCGCGACACUUGUGCACAAGACCUACGCAGCCACGAGACUAGACUUGGAUGGCUGUGAGGUGUCGUGCUGUCACAUUGUGAUCAUCCCAGUGAAAAAAGGGGAUCGGGGUGCACAUGUGGUGAACGUGUAUGGAAAUCCAAAGAACCAUAAGACGGACUACAGGCGGCUCAUUGCGAAGGUGGUCAAGGAGGCGGGGAAGGACCCUGUGGUUAUUGCGGGAGACUUCAACGCCCCUCACCCGGGAUGGGGUUGCAAGUACGUUUCUCCGAAAGGCAGAAGGCUGGCGGAAAGCAUCAACCAGGAACGCCUAACAUUGCUUACCGAGGUUGAUCAGCCAACCAGGACGGGCACGAGCUCAUGCAGAGACACCUGUCCGGACCUGACGCUUGUCAAGAACGUGGCGAACGCUGAAUGGACUAACCUCAUGGAGCAACUCGGUAGCGAUCAUUGUAUCCUCGAAACGACUAUUCACGAGUCCGGAUACACAAGAAAGACGGGAAAGGCAAGAAUAACGGAUUGGGACCGAUGGCGAAAACAGAGAGGGAAAGGUGCAGCUAGCAUCGAGAACAUCGAGGAUUGGUCUUCGGAGGUGAUCGCCAGUGUCAAGCCGUUCGUGGCUGAAGUUGAACUUUCAGAGAAGACCCCAGCAGUGGACACGCGUCUGCUUCAUCUUUGGGAAGCACGACGCGGGCUGACCAGGAGAUGGUCAGCCCGGUCGUCAGGAAAGCUGAGGAAGAGGAUUCAAGCACUCACAAAGCUGGCCGAGGACUAUGCGGUGGACUUGGCUAGGAAGAACUGGUAUGGCCUGUGUGACUCUAUACGGGGAAGCCUAGGCACGGCUCAAGCAUGGAGGAUGCUUAGGGCCUUAAUCGAUCCGAGUAGGGCAAAGGCGGUGACGGGCGGCCGUUUAGCGGAACUGAUACAUAAGUUACCCGGGGACCGCAAGCAGAUCAUGGAUCGGCUGGCGGAAAGGUAUUUGUGUUUGGAAUCCACAGGAGAAAUCGUGGAGUAUGAAGGGCAGGAAAACCCUGAAUUAGACAGGCCAAUUACUGUCGCGGAGUUGGAGUAUGAGCUCGGGGUUAUGAGGAAGGGCGCAGCACCCGGACCGGACUCCCUCACAGCGAAACUCCUCUACAACUUAGGGGAAGGGGACCUGAAAGAGCUGGUACGCCAUUUCAACGAACAUUUCUGGGAGCGCGGGCUUACUCCAGAUAGUUGGAAGGUUGCUGACAUUCGCUUCAUUCCAAAACCCAAAAAGGAGCUCAAGCUAGAAAAUCUGCGGCCGAUUUCGCUUACAUCUUGCCUGGGCAGGGCGUUCGAACGAGUCAUAAACUCCAGGGUUAUGAAGUAUCUAGACAAGGAACAACUCCUUCCGAACACGCAGUUCGGGUUCAGACCUCACACAUCGACGCAGGACAUACUCUUGUGGAUAUAUAAGGAUAUACUGGAGAAUCCGAGGAGCGGCCAAACGAGAUGCCUUCUAGCUUUAGACUUGAAAGGCGCGUUUGAUAAUGUUUCGCACGAAAGCAUAUUUAGGGGUCUCAGCACAGUUAACUGCGGGAGAAGAACCUUCGAAUAUGUCCGCAGUUUCUUGACGGACAGGACAGCCACGUUGACAUUGGGAAGUAUGCAAUCUGGGACAUACAGACUGGGUUCCAGGGGUACGCCGCAAGGGGCAGUACUUUCCCCGUUGCUGUUCAACCUUGCGCUGCGGGGUCUACCAGAAGCGCUGAGGGCGGUUCCGAACGUGGAGCAUGCCAUCUACGCGGAUGACAUCACCCUGUGGUGCAGGGAGGGCAGUGACGCGGAAAUAGAAGAGAAGCUUCAGGCGGCGGCGGAUAUCGUCGGAGAGUACGUUAUGAGAUGCGGGCUUAAGUGCGCCCCGGAGAAAUCUGAGCAUCUUGUCUUCCGAAACCCUCGCGAUAAGCUAGUCGAUCACAUUGACGUGGUGAUAGAUGGGGUCCGGGUCCCAAAACCAGCGGAGGUUCGGAUUCUGGGCCAGCUUCUACAACAGGGGAGGGGGAACAAGUCGACAAUCGACAGACUGGACGCCAUGACCACGCAGGUGUGCGGUAUGAUGAGGCGAAAUAGGAACCGUAGACACGGUAUAAAGGAGAAAGAGGCAAUACAGUUGGUCCAGGCCUUCAUUAUUGCCAGACUGACGUACGGCACUCCGUACCUGAACUUGAACAAGGCGGAGAUGCAAAAGCUAAACGUACUGAUAAGGCGAGCGUACAAAAACGCGCUGGGGCUACCGGAGCGUACGGCGACCGAGAAACUGCUUAAACUUGGGGUGCAUAACACCAUAGAAGAACUUCAUGAAGCUCAACUAGUGUCACAGCUGAAGCGACUCUCUUCCACAGUGAAUGGAGCGUGGCUUCUGGACAAACUGCGAAUGGCAGUACCCGGCGGUUCUCACGGGCCCGGAGACGCGGGGGAAGAGCUGCCGGCUGAGACCCGGCAGAGAUUCCCGAUCAGUAGAAUCCCCCGCAACAUGCACCCGGAUAGGAAUGCGGAACGGAGACAAGCACGAGCGGUGGCCCUAGCGCGUUCCUGGGACAGCAGAGAGGGAACCCUGUACGUGGAUGGGGCCGGUCCGGUGCUGGGGGUGGCUGCAAUAGCGGUGGCCAGUGCGCAAGGGCAGAUCAGACGCGUCGCCUCCAUACGAGCGCAGACGGUUGAACAAGUGGAGGAGGCGGCCAUAGCAUUGACGGUGGUUUGCAAUCCUCGUGCGACGAUAAUUUCGGAUUCACAAAGAGCUUGUCAAAACUUUGCGCGAGGGGUCGUGGGUCAACCAGCUUUAAGGCUCCUCCGCAAAACCGCAGUAGAGGGAGUACAUCUGAUCUGGACCCCCGGCCAUAUGGGGCAAGUCGGAAACGAGGCGGCGAAUGCUGCGGCCCGAGGUGCGUUAUACCGGGACUCGGUUCUGCCCCAGAGGGAUCUAAACAGUGCGCUCACUUACAGUGAGGCCUUAAAGGCUCUACGAACACAUAGGGCAGAAUAUCCUGGGCCGGCCAAAGGUCUCAGCAAAGAAGAAGAGUUCACGUGGAGACGACUUCAGACGGACACGUUCGUCACACCGAUCCAGCUACAUCUGUGGUACCCAGAGCGGUACGCCACGGCGGACUGUCCCUUCUGUGGUGAGCCCUGGGUGGACGUUUAUCACGUUGUCUGGGCAUGCAAGAACCUCCCAGGACUGGCUCCAGUCGAGGAGCCCAAACUCGAGGAGUGGGAAGCGGGACUCAAGUACGCGACGGCUAGCGAGCAGAGGCUGCUCGUGGCCCGAGCACUCCGAGUUCACUCCGCACUUGGAGCCCCGGAAUAGGGGCACACAACCACUCUCUCCUUUUUCUUCCCCUUUCUCCCCUUCCCUUUCCUAAAUCUUUCAACUCAAUAAAGUUUUUC